AUCUGCCUGAGCCAAUCAUGAUGUACAGCUAUCAGACCUCCCAAGGAAUUGUGCAUGGUUUCCAAUGGGUCCCUGCCGACGCCACACAGAUCCUGCUAACAAACGCUCAGCUCCCCAAUACAGUGAGUCCUCAGAUCACCUGAGUGUUGUCACAUGACCCCUGAAUACUGGGCAUGCGGAUCAGGGACUUGCGGCAGGAUCCUUUGGUUUUGAUCUUUUGGGUGGGGAAGGUAAUGUGGUAUCUGAGCAGUGGUACGACCAAAUCCCCCAUUCCACCUACCCUGGUGGACCUGACCCUAUCGCAAUGGCAGCAUCUCUGUCUGUCCCCAGGGGACGCUCUCCUUAUAGUGCUCGCGCGCCCUCUCCAAUGUCGCUGCCUAGACAUUCUUCAUACUCACGCCCUCCUUCUCACGCGCCGUCCCCAUACCAAAGUCGUCAGCAGUCGAGAUCACCCUAUCCUCCCCACCGCACACCUCCACCUGAUGCCCGCCCUCACCCCCAUGCGCCAUCCCCAUACCAGAGUCGUCGGCAGUCGAGAUCACCCUAUUCUCUCCACCGCACUCCUUCACCUCAUGUCCCCCCUCCGCAAAUGGUAUACCCACACGGGCAUGUCUUGGAGGAUCAGCGUAUUGUGGCUCCCCAGUUGCGAGUACCCUCUCCAUUUCCCAAUGCACCCGCUGGGCCAGGAUUUCAUUCAUCUUCGCGUAUGCCCAUCAUUACUUUUCCCAGAGAAUCAAUGUCGGACUCUGCACCGCAUCCGUUCGCCCGUUCGCCGAAUACCGCUCAAGCUCACACUCCGUUCAGCACGAUGAGAAUUCAAGGCAUGGAUCAAUUUUACAACCAAAUUCCAAGCAUGCCAGUGGUGCUCGAUACCUAUGAUGUUCGCCACCAAGAUUGGAGCAUAUUCAUGAAUAAUCUUGCUCUUGCGUGGAUGGGAAAAUUGCCCCUUCCCGAGUUUGCCAAGGACCGUCCGCCUUCGCGGAGCUCAAUUGUUGCAGAUUUGAUCAAUCUGUGGAACAAUUCCUUCUUCCUUCCCCGCCGAGUCGAGAUAGUCCUCUACAAGGGUCGCGAGCGACGCUCAGGCCCACGCGCAGGGACUGUAGACGAUCAACUCUCAUUGCCUGAAUCGGAAAGGGCUAACGAACGCGAGCGGAAGUACUCGUUAUACUUGACCUGUGUCACGCCUUAUGUUGACGAUCGCAGGUACCCCGGUUUCGACAGCGUCCCCGCAUCCCGCCGUCCCGUACCCCAUAGCUACUAUCGAUGAUGGAAUAACAAACUUGCAAGAAUGUGGACUUGUUAUUGUUAUUGUGCUACUCGCGUGUAUGAUUGACUAUGUAUUGAUAACCGCACUUUGACCCAUUGGCAGGCUGAUCAACUUAGUCACUCGAGUAUGUUUUUCGACUGCGAUCUUUCAGAAAAUAAAUCCUAGCCAUUUUCAUAUCGAUGUAACAAGUCCACUAGUUG
Molecule: messenger RNA, 1467 nt
Organism: Suillus subalutaceus
Lineage: Eukaryota; Fungi; Basidiomycota; Agaricomycetes; Boletales; Suillaceae
Exons: 3
Coding region: 305-1267 (320 amino acids)
Source: RefSeq, a predicted model, not a curated record